AUGGAUCUAGGCCUAGAUGCAUUUGCUCUCAACAUCAACUCCCUACAGUCCUGGGCAACCGAGACUGUGGAGCGUCUUUUCAAGAAUGCUGACGAUCUCGGCUUUAAGCUCUUCUUCUCCUUCGACUUCGGUCCCAACAACUUCGGAGACCCCAGCGAGGUGGUCGACUAUCUGAAGCCUUUCCUUUCACGACCCUCCUACUACGCCCACAACGGCAAACAACUUGUCACCACCUUCGGCGGCGAGCAAUUCGACGACGGCAAGAUCUCGCAGUUCAAGUCCAACGUCGGCGGCAAUGUCCUCUUCAUCCCGGGCCUCUACAACGGCGCCGCCUCCGCCGACAUCUUCAGCAAAAACCCCAGCUACGACGGCGUCUUUGGCUGGAACUCGUGGCCAAGCUCGUUCGCAGGCAACGUCGAGACGACUGCCGAGACCACCGACGAUGCCGUCUGGGCGCAAGCCGUCAGCAACUCGCCCGGCAAGCUGCGCAUCGCCGGCCUCUCCCCUAUCAACUUCAAGCACUACGCGGGACAGAACUGGUACCGCCGCGGCGAGCAGAACCUCGAGGUGCGCAUGGCCGCGCUCCUCAAAGACCAGCCCGACAUGAUUGAGAUCCAGACGUGGAACGAUGCCCCCGAGAGCCACUACAUCGGGAACAUCUGGGACGAGCCCAACACGGGUAACACCGAAGCGCAGGGCUGGUACAAGGGCUUCGACCACACGGGCUACCAGCAGGUCAUCAAGGCGUUUGCGAAGGCGUGGCAUACUUGCGAUAGUGUGGAGAAUAUGGUUCCCACCAACGGGAAGAGCGUCCAGGGCGCGUUCUGGCACCACGUGCUCACAGUCGGCGGCGACUGCAGUGCCGACCCCAAGGGCAAGCCGGACCCGCUGCCGGCUGAGGACUCUGUCAGCGGUGUUGUGCUGGUUGCGAAGGGCAGCGCGGGGCUUGUUGCUGUGGUGAACAACGGCGAUAAGGAGCUCGGCAAGUUGACGUUGAAGGAAGGAUACAACAGUUUCAAGUUCGACAACCUUGGUGCUGGAAAGGUCCAGCUUGAAGUUUGGGAUGGAAGCACUAUGGUUGGUGGUGGUUACAGCAACCAGACUGUGCAGACAAGCUCAGACAUCUGCAACUACAACUUCCAGGUCGUUGGGUUCCCAGGCUAG
Molecule: messenger RNA, 1164 nt
Organism: Paraphaeosphaeria sporulosa
Lineage: Eukaryota; Fungi; Ascomycota; Dothideomycetes; Pleosporales; Didymosphaeriaceae
Exons: 2
Coding region: 1-1164 (387 amino acids)
Molecular function (GO): glucan endo-1,3-alpha-glucosidase activity
Source: RefSeq, a predicted model, not a curated record